CGCCCCUGGAGCCAGGGAAGGAGGAAGAGCUGGUCCCCAGAUCCCCGGUGACGAAACCUAACCCGGGAGCGCGGGGAGGGAGGGAGGGCAGGCAGAGGAUUUCGCUGGCUGGUGCGAGAUCCUGGACGCAAGGCCGGCAGCAGAGAUAUAGACUGUCAGUUUCGGAUCCAAGGACGGUGAUGGCAAAGCAGUAAACCGGAGUAACCGUCUGCCUGUCAGAUCAGACCUGUCACAGAAUAAAUCCCACCGCCUGCUGCGAAGCCCCCCGCGCUCCUCAAACUUGGAGAACUGGUAAUCCGUGUCUGGAUAUGCAGAUCUCUGAUUUUAAAGGCCGGGUGACCCCGGGGAGAACCUCUCCCGCCGCCCAAAGCCCGCAGGUGCAGUGAGGCGUGUGUGCGGGUACUGGUACCCUCGAGGCCCGCUUGACCCCGGGAGAAGGAGUCGGGGAGCCCAGCGGGGUCUUGCUGCUGUGCACCGGCGUCGGCGGCUCCUCUCCCGCAGCAGCAGAUGAUGGUGGCGGCCAGCGUGCUGGGCUGUGUCUGUGCGUCGCCGCGGAAAUUGGCGCCCGGUGCUGUACCCUGAGCCCUUGCAGGUCCGUCGCAGCUCGAGCCUUGAAGAGGACAGAGUCGGCGCUCGGGGCACCCGGGGGUCGCGCGGUGUCGGCUUAUCAUGGCGGAUCGGACAGCUCCCAGAUGCCAGCUCCGGCUGGAGUGGGUGUACGGGUACCGGGGUCACCAGUGCCGCAACAACCUGUACUACACCGCCGGCAAGGAGGUGGUCUACUUUGUAGCUGGGGUAGGGGUGGUGUACAACACCCGAGAGCACAGCCAAAAAUUCUUCCUGGGACACAACGACGACAUUAUCAGCCUUGCCUUACACCCAGAUAAAACUCUGAUUGCAACUGGCCAGGUUGGGAAGGAGCCAUAUAUAUGCAUAUGGAAUUCCUAUAAUGUCCAUACUGUGUCUAUUCUUAAAGAUGUCCAUACACACGGAGUUGCAUGCCUGGCUUUUGACUCGGAUGGACAGCAUUUAGCCUCUGUGGGAUUAGAUGCCAAAAACACAGUCUGCAUUUGGGACUGGAGAAAGGGAAAACUUCUGGCCUCAGCUACUGGCCAUUCUGACCGGAUUUUUGAUAUUUCCUGGGAUCCAUAUCAGCCAAACAGAAUGGUUAGCUGCGGAGUGAAGCAUAUAAAGUUUUGGACACUAUGUGGAAAUGCCCUGACUGCAAAAAGAGGCAUAUUUGGCAAAACAGGAGAUCUUCAGACUAUCCUUUGCCUUGCAUGUGCCAAAGAAGACAUCACUUACUCUGGUGCUUUAAACGGUGACAUCUAUGUCUGGAAAGGGCUCACCUUAGUCCGCACUAUUCAAGGAGCACAUAGUGCUGGGAUCUUCAGCCUGUAUGCUUGUGAAGAAGGCUUUGCUACUGGUGGGCGAGAUGGUUGCAUACGAUUAUGGGACACUGAUUUCAAACCAAUAACCAAAAUUGAUCUCAGGGAGACGGAACAAGGAUAUAAAGGCCUCUCUAUUCGGAGUGUGUGCUGGAAAGCUGACCGCCUUCUAGCAGGAACCCAGGACAGUGAGAUAUUUGAAGUCAUUGUUCGAGAGCGAGAUAAGCCAAUGCUCAUUCUUCAGGGCCACUGCGAGGGGGAACUGUGGGCUCUGGCAUUGCACCCCAAGAAACCUCUGGCUGUGACAGGCAGUGAUGACCGCUCUGUCAGACUGUGGAGUCUUGCUGACCAUGCCUUGAUUGCCCGCUGCAAUAUGGAGGAAGCAGUUCGUAGUGUAUCCUUCAGCCCAGAUGGAUCUCAGUUGGCCCUAGGCAUGAAGGACGGCUCUUUCAUUGUCCUCCGAGUCAGAGAUAUGACAGAAGUCGUUCAUAUCAAGGACAGGAAAGAAGUCAUUCAUGAGAUGAAAUUCUCCCCAGAUGGCUCUUACCUCGCAGUAGGAUCCAAUGAUGGCCCUGUAGAUGUCUACGCUGUUGCCCAGCGCUAUAAGAAAAUAGGAGAAUGCAACAAGUCCCUGAGUUUCAUCACGCACAUCGACUGGUCUCUGGAUAGUAAAUACUUGCAAACCAACGAUGGUGCUGGGGAGAGACUGUUCUACAAAAUGCCAUCAGGGAAGCCUUUAACAAGUAAAGAAGAAAUCAAGGGGAUUCCCUGGGCCUCCUGGACGUGUGUGAGAGGCCCUGAAGUGAGUGGAAUUUGGCCCAAAUACACUGAGGUUAUUGACAUCAAUUCAGUGGACGCCAAUUAUAACAGUUCAGUGUUGGUUUCUGGAGAUGAUUUUGGACUGGUCAAAUUGUUCAAAUUUCCUUGUCUCAAAAAAGGAGCCAAAUUUAGAAAGUAUGUGGGCCACUCUGCACAUGUCACCAACGUCCGUUGGUCCCACGAUUUCCAGUGGGUGUUAAGCACAGGAGGAGCUGAUCAUUCUGUUUUCCAGUGGAGAUUUAUCCCAGAAGCAGUCAGCAAUGGCGUGUUGGAAACCACACCCCAGGAAGGUGGUGCCGACUCCUAUAGUGAGGAAUCUGACUCUGACUUCUCUGACGUUCCGGAACUGGACUCUGAUAUUGAGCAGGAAACUCAGAUCAAUUACGAUCGCCAGGUUUACAAAGAAGAUCUACCUCAGCUAAAGCAACAAAGUAAAGAGAAAAACCAUGCAGUGCCAUUCCUGAAGAGGGAGAAGGCUCCUGAGGAUAGCCUGAAACUGCAGUUCAUACAUGGUUACAGAGGCUAUGACUGUAGAAACAAUCUGUUCUACACACAAGCUGGAGAAGUGGUGUACCACAUUGCUGCAGUUGCUGUGGUAUACAACCGGCAACAGCACGCCCAGAGGUUAUACCUGGGGCACGAUGAUGACAUUCUCAGCCUGACCAUCCAUCCGGUGAAGGACUAUGUAGCCACUGGACAGGUUGGAAGAGAUGCUGCUGUUCAUGUGUGGGACACUCAGACUCUAAAAUGUUUGUCAUUACUGAAAGGGCACCAUCAGAGAGGAGUGUGUGCUCUGGACUUUUCAGGGAUUCGUGUGGAGAAAAAGACAAGUAGGUUGACAUCAAAUGUGGGACUACAAGAGAUUUGGAAGAACAGAUCUGACGGAAAAUGUCUCGUGUCGGUUGGUUUAGACGAUUUUCACAGUGUUGUGUUUUGGGACUGGAAAAAGGGAGAAAAGAUAGCCACAACCAGGGGACACAAAGACAAAAUAUUUGUGGUAAAGUGUAAUCCACAGCAUGCUGACAAGUUGGUGACAGUUGGGAUUAAGCAUAUCAAGUUCUGGCAACAAGCAGGUGGGGGCUUCACCUCUAAAAGAGGAAGUUUUGGAAGUGCUGGAAAGUUGGAAACAAUGAUGUGUGUUUCUUAUGGGCGAAUGGAAGAUCUGGUGUUCUCAGGUGCAGCCACUGGAGAUAUUUUUAUCUGGAAGGACGUUCUGCUACUGAAGACAGUGAAGGCUCAUGAUGGGCCUGUGUUUGCCAUGUAUGCAUUAGACAAGGGCUUUGUAACAGGUGGAAAGGAUGGAAUUGUGGAACUCUGGGAUGAUAUGUUUGAAAGAUGCUUGAAGACUUAUGCCAUCAAAAGGACUGCAUUGUCAACCAGCUCAAAAGGACUGCUUUUGGAGGAUAACCCUUCAAUUCGUGCAAUUACCCUAGGGCAUGGACACAUUCUCGUGGGGACAAAAAAUGGAGAGAUUCUAGAAAUUGAUAAGAGUGGCCCGAUGACCCUGCUUGUUCAGGGACACAUGGAAGGGGAAGUGUGGGGGCUGGCAGCACACCCGCUCCUGCCCAUCUGCGCGACAGUAAGUGAUGACAAAACACUUCGGAUCUGGGAAUUAUCCUCCCAGCACCGCAUGCUGGCUGUACGGAAACUUAAAAAAGGAGGAAGAUGUUGUGCUUUCUCCCCUGAUGGGAAAGCCCUAGCAGUUGGAUUGAAUGAUGGAAGUUUCUUGGUGGUGAAUGCUGACACAGUGGAAGACAUGCUCUCCUUCCAUCACAGAAAAGAAAUGAUCUCUGAUAUAAAAUUUUCAAAAGAUACAGGAAAAUACCUUGCUGUGGCAUCUCAUGAUAACUUCGUGGAUAUCUACAACGUGCUUACAAGCAAGAGGGUUGGCAUCUGUAAAGGAGCUUCUAGUUACAUCACACACAUUGACUGGGACUCUAGAGGGAAAUUACUGCAAGUUAAUUCAGGUGCCAAAGAACAGCUUUUCUUUGAAGCUCCAAGAGGCAGAAAACACACAAUAAGGCCAUCAGAGGCUGAGAAGAUAGAAUGGGACACCUGGACCUGUGUCCUGGGGCCCACCUGUGAAGGAAUCUGGCCUGCUCACAGCGAUGUGACUGACGUCAAUGCUGCCAAUCUUACCAAAGAUGGCUCCCUCUUAGCAACUGGGGAUGACUUUGGUUUUGUGAAGCUUUUUUCAUAUCCUGUCAAGGGACAGCAUGCAAGAUUUAAGAAAUAUGUGGGGCACAGCGCACACGUUACCAAUGUGAGGUGGCUACACAAUGACUCUGUGCUGCUCACUGUAGGAGGUGCUGACACAGCCUUGAUGAUCUGGACCAGGGAAUUUGUGGGGACGCAGGAGAGCAAGCUGGUUGAUAGUGAGGAGUCAGACACAGAUGCAGAAGAAGAUGGAGGCUAUGACAGUGAUGUCGCUAGAGAGAAAGCCAUUGACUAUACCACCAAGAUCUAUGCUGUGAGCAUCAGGGAAAUGGAAGGCACCAAACCACACCAGCAGCUAAAAGAGGUGUCCAUGGAAGAAAGGCAGGGAAUUGUCAAGGGAUCCAGACCACCCGUUAGCCGUGCAGCCCCCCAGCCCGAGAAACUCCAGAAGAACAACAUCACCAAGAAAAAGAAGCUGGUUGAGGAGCUGGCUCUGGACCACGUGUUUGGCUACCGAGGAUUUGACUGCCGCAACAACCUGCAUUACCUUAACGAUGGUGCCGACAUCAUUUUCCACACUGCGGCAGCUGGCAUUGUGCAGAACCUCUCCACAGGCAGCCAGAGCUUCUACCUGGAGCACACGGAUGACAUCCUCUGCCUCACAGUGAAUCAGCACCCAAAGUACAGAAAUGUGGUGGCUACCAGCCAGAUAGGGACAACACCUUCAAUUCAUAUCUGGGAUGCAAUGACCAAACACACCCUUUCCAUGCUGCGGUGCUUCCACACCAAGGGGGUGAAUUACAUCAACUUCAGUGCAACCGGGAAGCUCCUGGUGUCUGUGGGCGUGGAUCCAGAGCACACCAUCACUGUCUGGAGAUGGCAAGAAGGUACCAAGGUUGCCAGCCGAGGGGGCCACCUGGAACGAAUAUUUGUGGUGGAAUUUCGCCCUGACUCAGACACACAAUUUGUAUCUGUUGGAGUCAAACAUAUGAAGUUCUGGACUCUGGCAGGAAGUGCUCUGCUGUACAAGAAAGGGGUCAUCGGGUCUAUGGAAGCUGCCAAGAUGCAAACGAUGCUGUCCGUGGCUUUUGGUGCUAACAACCUUACUUUUACUGGUGCCAUCAAUGGAGAUGUCUAUGUCUGGAAGGAGCACUUCCUCAUCCGGCUGGUGGCCAAGGCUCACACAGGUCCUGUCUUUACAAUGUACACCACCCUCCGAGAUGGGCUUAUUGUGACUGGCGGAAAAGAACGACCGACUAAGGAAGGAGGAGCUGUAAAGUUGUGGGACCAGGAGAUGAAGCGCUGUCGGGCCUUCCAGCUGGAAACAGGGCAGCUGGUGGAAUGUGUGCGCUCGGUGUGCCGUGGCAAGGGAAAAAUCUUAGUAGGAACCAAAGAUGGUGAAAUAAUUGAAGUUGGGGAAAAAAGCGCUGCUUCAAACAUCCUGAUUGAUGGACACAUGGAGGGGGAGAUCUGGGGCCUAGCCACACACCCCUCCAAGGACAUGUUCAUCUCAGCCAGCAAUGAUGGCACAGCAAGGAUCUGGGACCUGGCUGACAAGAAACUGUUAAACAAGGUGAACCUGGGCCAUGCGGCCAGGUGUGCAGCCUAUAGCCCUGAUGGGGAGAUGGUGGCCAUUGGCAUGAAGAAUGGAGAGUUUGUCAUCUUGCUGGUGAACACCCUGAAAGUUUGGGGGAAAAAACGAGACCGGAAAUCUGCCAUCCAAGAUAUCAGAAUCAGCCCAGACAACAGAUUCUUAGCUGUGGGGUCUUCUGAGCAGACAGUUGACUUCUAUGACCUUACUCAGGGCACAAGUCUGAACCGGAUCGGCUACUGCAAAGACAUCCCAAGCUUUGUCAUUCAGAUGGACUUUUCUGCAGACAGCAAAUACAUUCAGGUGUCAACAGGAGCCUAUAAGCGCCAAGUACAUGAAGUUCCCCUGGGGAAGCAAGUAACUGAAGCCAUGGUUGUUGAGAAGAUCACCUGGGCUUCCUGGACAAGUGUUCUCGGAGAUGAAGUCAUUGGAAUCUGGCCACGAAACGCAGACAAGGCUGAUGUCAACUGUGCAUGUGUGACCCAUGCUGGCUUGAACAUUGUCACAGGGGAUGACUUCGGGCUGCUGAAGCUCUUUGAUUUUCCAUGCACAGAAAAAUUCGCCAAGCACAAACGUUACUUUGGUCACUCUGCUCAUGUGACGAACAUCCGCUUCUCUUCCGAUGACAAGUAUGUGGUCAGCACAGGAGGAGACGACUGCAGUGUAUUUGUGUGGCGAUGUCUGUAAACACUGGAACCCCGUGCACUAUGGCUGCUUCUCCCAAGCUACUUGUAGGCAGUGCAGGGGCACCUCCUCGACGCCAACUGCUGUGGGACACACAAGCUCUGAACAGAGAUGUUGUAGGACUCUCAUAAUCUGAACUUUGCAAGAUGGUGAUGCCAAGAAUGAAUACUAAGACUGUUUGCUUCUGUUCUGGAGACUAAAACCUAUACUUAUUGUAACUUCACUAACGGCAAAAUUGGGAUGAUGUAGCCCACAGAUAAAAUUUACAUCCUCAAUUACCCUAACCAAUAUGUAGCGUUUAAUUUGCAUUAAGACUUUUACAAAGGUGUUUUGCUAUUCUGUUUCUAUGUAUUUUAAGAAUGUUCACUGGACACAAUGUAAGUUGGAAGCACUUAAGUACAGAAAUACCCUGUUUGCCACAUUUAGCUUUCAAAACUAAAUGAGCCAUGUAUAAACAAGUUUUAAAAUGUUAAUUUUUAAAAGUUUCAUUUGCAGUUUUAUAUCCAUUAAGUGCCUUCAAAGUUCCCAGUUGUGUGGGCUGCUGCCUCACCUCCCAUGUCGUCUUCUUCCUUCACAUGGUGCUAAAACUUCAAAACUGAGGAGGGCUAUGGGAUUAGCAAAUUCACCACUAUGUCCUGCUCUAGGAAAGCAGUUAUAAGGUGAGCAGCAAAGAAGAGUCCAGCUCCACAGAAAGUAGCAACACGGAAAGCAGGGAAAGCUCCAGUGUGACGAGUGAGCUGUCUUGCUGUUUAGUUUACACCCUCUUGGGUAGGACUGGCUUGGCUCUGCUCAUUUCAGAUGAUUAAUGCAGGGUAAAUUCAGAUUUUUAAAAACCUCUUGAACAUAUUCCCCACUGUAAGGAGUAUUUGAGUUUCUCCAGUCAGUUGUCGGACAGAAUGUGACUUGACGACUAUUAGUUAAGAAGGCUGAUGGGAGUUGGAGUCGUGAGUACACACACCACCGAGUCCUUCCAGUCUGUGCACUAAAAUUCUAGACCUUGAGUUUCUAGUUAUAUGAAGUUGCCAUUUUAGAGAAAGGUUGAAAUAAGCAUUUUCAGUUAAAGAAUAGAUUAUCAACAUUUACCACAGAAGUGCUUCAGCAUUCUAAAAGAAUUAGAUUACACAUUAAGCUAUUUUACACGCCAACUUAUUAAUGCCUUACAUCAACCCACUAGCAGGUUGCUGGGUCCUCAGUAGAGCCCUAUGCAGCCCUGAUUCUGUUUUCUGUACCUGGUGAUGCUGAGUGAUCACUGUGUCUGCCUGUCUUGUACUACUGACAUUUCAUUCAGACAGAUCUUGCAUUAAGUAACCAUGUGGAUGAACAACUGACUAAUCAAUGAUAUAUGUAUAUAUUUGAAGAGCAAUAGUGUCUGUUAUAAAGACUUUGAAAGUCUUAUUUGUAAAAUUUAUAUGGUGUAAUUUUAUGUAUAUUCAUAAAUCUUGCACUGUAUUCUGUUAAAAUAUUGGUGCAUGAAUUUAUUUUCAAAGUAUAAAAUAAUUUAAAACCUUUUGUUAUGAGUCAAAUAAAUCUCACUAUGUAAAUAUA
Mus musculus (house mouse) is the source of this 8184-nucleotide messenger RNA. RefSeq names its product echinoderm microtubule associated protein like 6 (gene Eml6). Gene Ontology annotation, cellular component: cytoplasm; spindle. Bases 670 to 6642 code for a protein of 1990 amino acids. NCBI's taxonomy places the organism in Eukaryota, Metazoa, Chordata, Mammalia, Rodentia, Muridae. The record is from RefSeq and is a predicted model, not a curated record. The transcript has 45 exons.